Messenger RNA from Psylliodes chrysocephalus, 3622 nucleotides. NCBI's taxonomy places the organism in Eukaryota, Metazoa, Arthropoda, Insecta, Coleoptera, Chrysomelidae. The record is from the annotation of a GenBank genome assembly.
ACGUCAGGAAACCGCACAGUUGCUUCAGUCGGGCGAUUCGGAAGGUGGCAGACAGUGUUAAAUAAAAAAAUAUUUUCUUUCGUAAUUGGCGGAAUUAGGCUACCCAUCGCAUUUGUCGUGUAAUGGCUUUUCUGCGUUCUGCGGUCCGAUUCAGUGUUUAUAAAAAAUACGGUUUGUUCUUCGAUCCGCUUCAAAAUAAUUUUGGCAAAUUCCAAAAUUUUCAUUUCAAGCAAGUCGCGCUCAAGAGCUCAGCCGCCAGCAGUACUUUAGUGGAAAAUGCAGCCAAUGCCGUGGAUCCCCCCAAAGAUCCCCUCGAUACCAGCUUCGAUGAUCCAAGGGCAGCUUUUAAGAGCAAAACCAACUUUGAGCUGGUCAGAGCGUAUGUGGUUUACGCGUUAUGUUCCAUUGAAUAUUUGGUUACGCACAAUAUGCAGUUAAUGAAGUUUUCGAAGGCCAUUUUAGGAGAAAAAUUAUUCAUCAUGAUGAUGAAAGCCACCUUUUAUGGGCACUUCGUUGCUGGAGAGGAUCAAGUCAAAAUCAGACCGACCUUGGAAAGGUUGAGGUCGUUCGGAGUUAAACCCAUUCUUGAUUACUCCGUGGAAGAGGACAUUUCGCAAGAAGAAGCCGAGAAACGUGAAGUAGAAGCUUCCGUACCCGAAGCCGGAGAAGAAAAAGUCGAAGGACCCCUAAAACAAUACCACGUAGACAAAACCUUCGCAGACAGGAGGUACAAAGUACAGUCUGCAAGAACCUACUUUUACCUUAAUGAAGCUACGUGCGAAAGAAAUAUGGAAACAUUCAUUAAAUGUCUGGAGACCAUAGCAGACUUUCAGCAGACUUCUAAAGGAUCCACUUACGGCACUGGAAUAGCAGCUGUCAAACUAACUGCCUUGGGUAGGCCACAAUUAUUGCUUCAAUUAUCAGAAGUAAUUAUGAGGGCAAGAAACUAUAUGACUGAAAUUGUUGGUGGAGAAGGUAACGUCUUGUCUCAUCAUGUCACACGUGAAGAUCUCGAAGCCAAAUUUGAUAAAAUUCAAGACAAAGAAUCUCUAAGCAAAUUCCUUACUCAAGUUACCUACGACAAACAAGGAGUGCUGCAUUUGUUCCCGUGGUCUGGAAUCAUUGACGAAAAUCAAGAAUUGAGCACCACCUUCCGAGUACCAGAUCUCAAAUCGGGCAGAAUGAUCAGGUUAAUCACACAACUAUCAACCAAAGAGGAAGAGAUGUUUAGGAAUAUGAUCAGGAGGUUCAAUACCAUCGUUAAAGCAGCCGAAGAAAUGGACGUCAGAGUAAUGGUCGACGCAGAACAAACGUAUUUCCAACCGGCCAUCACGCGAAUUACUUUGGAAUUCAUGAGAAAAUACAAUAAACAAAAAGCUAUAGUUUUUAACACUUAUCAAUGUUACCUAAAGAACGCAUUCUCCGAGGUAUCUACCGAUUUAGAACAAGCGAAACGUCAAGACUUUUAUUUUGGAGCGAAACUUGUAAGAGGUGCAUACCUCGAACAGGAAAGAGCUAGGGCAGCAGCGAUGGACUACCCUGACCCGACGAAUUCCAAUUACGAAGCAACCACCGAAAUGUACCAUAUGACUCUGUCAGAAUGUCUGAGGAGGAUCAAAGCAUUCAAACAGAAAGGGGAAGACAAAAAGAUCGCCAUCAUGGUGGCGUCCCAUAAUGAAGACACCGUUAGAUUUGCCAUCGAGAAAAUGAGAGAAUUCGGCAUAGAGCCUUCUGAUAAAGUGAUAUGUUUUGGGCAAUUAUUUGCUAUGUGUGACUAUAUCACAUUCCCAUUAGGUCAAUCUGGUUAUUCAUCGUACAAAUACAUCCCGUACGGCCCUGUAAACGAAGUUCUCCCGUAUUUGUCUAGAAGAGCUCACGAAAAUAAAGGUGUUUUACAAAAAAUCAAAAAGGAAAAGAGUUUGCUUGCUAGGGAAAUUUUUAGACGCUUGUCCCGAGGACAACUAUUUUACACACCCAAAGGAAAUUACGUUCCCAUAUAAAAAAUUUUGAAUGCAGUCCCCCAUGAACAUACUGAAAAAGGUUUAUCCUUAGUUGAAGACUUACUCUUUGUAGAUAAGUAGAAAAAACGACAAACCCAACUGAUAAGCUACACGGUUUCCAGAAAAUAUCUGCGUGAAUAUUCCUCAUAGUCACCUAGUUUAAGCUAAUGGGACGCAAGGCCUAAAUUAAGGUUAUUUUUUGAGUGCAGGUCGAUUUUUUCGUUGUUUUUUUUUUAAUCUCAAUAAAAAUGAUAUUUAAUAGAUUUUUAGAAUUUUAAUACUCUUUGACUACACUCUUUUUUUAAUUAAAAUAGAUAGACUGUUGAUUGUAAGGAAAUAUAUUUCAAUGCUACCUACGAAAAGUGUAUUAACUAAAAAAUAAACCUGCGCGAAAAUAAUUGAAUGUCAAUUAGGGAACUGAUGUAUUCGAUAAUGAAAAAUAAAAAAAAAACCGUAUUAACUCGAGGUAUUAGUAAGAGUAUUGUAAUUUAUUGUUUUUAAUUUAUUAAAACUAAGAUAUAGUAUAUGCAGGGUAUCUUGAAACGAAACAUCUGUAAUUAAAUUAAAAGGUAAAUAAAAGUAAACGCAUAUAAGCAGCCAGUUGUUUAAACAGCACAAGCCUAUCGCAAAAAACAUUUUUUUAAUCUCUUUUUAAGAUACUCUGCACGAUUUAAGGGGAUUCUAUGAAUUCACGCAGAUUCAAAAGCUUAGAUUAAUGAAGUAUGAAUUAAAAUAGAUAAAUUGUACAGUUAAUAAUUAUCGUGAUUGCAUGUUCAUUUUGUUGUACAUUUAUUGGGAAUCUCACCGAGCCAGAGUAUCAUGCCCUAUUUAAAGAAAGCAACUACAAUUUUCACUUUAAUAAAUAUAUACUUGAUGUGAUGUUAGCCCAUUCGACCCCGUAGUGUAAAUUAUUUAUUGUUUUCCACAUGUAUACCCGAUCAAAACGCAGCAUUAUAGUUUUAAAUUUGUAAAUAUGUUGUUAAAUAUUUAACAGAAUUUAAAUAUUAAAUUAAAUGACCCAAAAACAAACAUAUGCUUGCAUAGAAUCGUUGCUAUAUAAACGCUAAGCUGCAUGUUUCCACGUGAAAAGUUGCUUGCUGUAAAAUGGGAUUACAUGAUUAUAAAUGAACAGGCUUUCGAAUAUCAAUUAGUGCAGCAUAGAAUAUUUUUUAUGAAAUGUAAAGUCGAAGUCUUAGCAAAUCCGAUUAUCUGUUUCUAGAAUCCCAGGCAGUUUUAGGUUACACUUUAACCAGGGUUACAAUGUAAGUUUUAUUAUUUUUUUUUUUUUCAUGAAAUAUAUUCAUAAAACUAUACUUUUGCUCAUCAUUACGACGGAUAUUUUAAGUAGCCUGUGAUUUUGAGUUUUUCAUGAAAUAGUUGAAAGACUACCGUCUAAUAUAUUUUUAAGUUAUUUUUUGGUGUGUACGAAAAAUAAAUUCCGCUAAAAUCCUUUUUUUGUUUUUAUUUAAGAAUGUAAGACUGUGUGUUACUCAGAACGAACGUUAGCUUAUUGGAACGAAAACGUAUUUAAAUGCGUUUCAAAUCCAGUGAGCUAAUAAUCUAGAUAUUACGUAAUAUGAACAUUGUGUCCUUAUAGUGUAUGAUCUUUGACAAUAAGUACA